Molecule: messenger RNA, 1293 nt
Organism: Aphanomyces astaci
Lineage: Eukaryota; Oomycota; Saprolegniomycetes; Saprolegniales; Verrucalvaceae
Exons: 1
Coding region: 1-1293 (430 amino acids)
Biological process (GO): transmembrane transport
Source: RefSeq, a predicted model, not a curated record
AUGGUGGCGUUCCAGGUCACAGCUCUUGACCCUGUUUCCGUUGGGGACUUUGCUGGCCCCCCAAAUCUGUGGGAACUGCCUGUGUUUUUCACGUUUUUGCAAAACGUGGCCAUCGUCGCCAUGGCGAGUAUCGACUCGCCGUACGCGCCGUUUGCCCUGUUUACAGAUUCGUUUUCGUGGCUCUUGUUUCUCGUCAAAGGCAGCCGUCCGUCUGCCCCAUCAUCUAGAGCAUUGCAAACAUCCUCGCACGAGGCCGCGUUUGGCAUCCAGCAGUUUGCCCUCCGCCUCAACAUUCCAGAAAGAGACUUGUUUGUGCGCGCGUGGACGUGCUUCUUCGUCGUCAUGUCAGCGAUGCUGCUUCUCCUGUGCCUAUUCAACGGCCUAGCGACGUACUUCAGUCGCCACAACGGGCCCCUUCUGAGCCAAGUUGAGGACCACCCGAACGCCGACAGAUUUGAAAAGUGGAGCCUCAAGGUACAAGGGGUGUUGGUGUGGGUACUCACCCAAGCGGUGCUUCCCCUCACGGCGGUGUCGGUCUUUGAAGCCUCCGUAUCUCAGUCGCCUUCAGCCAGUCGAUCCGUCAGCUGUGCCUUGGCCGUGGCGGUGCUCGUGGUCAUCGGUGGCACCUGCGUCGGCUCAUCUUUGGUCCUGUGGCGGCAGACCGAGUCCAGUCUGUCCAAGUUCCACACCAAAGCCAUAUUUGGGGUGCUGUACUUGAACCUGCAGUUCCCGCACCGGGCGUUCUGUGGGGUCACGCUGAUGGUGCAGUUCGUGUCGGGGGCGAUGAUGUCUGGAGUGGGGACCCCUUCCACCCAGAUGUUGUGGCUCGUCAGUGUCCACGGCCUGUACAUGCUGGUGCUGGUGGUCGUGAGGCCGUUCGUGACCAACUUGCACUUGAGUGUGGCUGUGCUGGUGGAGUUGGUCAAUAUCGCCAUCUACUGCCUCUGCUUCGCCCAAGCCAAGGCCGCCGUGGAUGACAUUCACACCAAGAAGACGCUUGGGUAUGUCGUCAUGGGUCUCGCGUGCCUGUUGGUGGCACUGUUUUUCGUCCGGACGCUGGUGAAAAUCGGCAAGAAGCUCGUUCAAAAGAACGACAAUGUCGACGGUUCCGAUCGAAGUAUUAGGCGUGAAGUGACCAUGGCAUCCGGUACCGUGAACGCCAGCAUCAAAGACGGCGGCGGGAUAGUGACCACCCUGCAAGGCGAUAGUGACACUGGUCACUACGGCCUUGCACUAACUCCACUGGAGCGUUUGUCGACGACCAGUGGCACUGGUUUGAUAGUGACCAAAUAG